Ectocarpus siliculosus is the source of this 186-nucleotide messenger RNA. Lineage: Eukaryota; Phaeophyceae; Ectocarpales; Ectocarpaceae. The record is from the annotation of a GenBank genome assembly.
AUGGUGGUCAGCUUGCUAGCGGGCAGCUUCGGCAACAUCAACACGCAAACCCGAGACGGCCGGACGCCGCUCCACCUCAAUGCUCUCACCGGGCAGAAUGCGCUAGUGUUAGGCCUGGUAGAUCACUGUGCAUCCGUUGACGCACGGGACGCGAGGGGUGAGUCACCACUGGUCGAGGCCUCCUAG